Messenger RNA from Penicillium crustosum, 1611 nucleotides. Its product is annotated as cytochrome P450. The transcript has 6 exons. Bases 1 to 1611 code for a protein of 536 amino acids. Gene Ontology annotation, molecular function: iron ion binding; heme binding; oxidoreductase activity, acting on paired donors, with incorporation or reduction of molecular oxygen. The record is from RefSeq and is a predicted model, not a curated record. NCBI's taxonomy places the organism in Eukaryota, Fungi, Ascomycota, Eurotiomycetes, Eurotiales, Aspergillaceae.
AUGCAGGACUGCGGGUCUGCGGGGUGCUCUAUUAAAUGCAAUGUUACCAUCGAAUUGACGACGACGAGUUCUCCGCUAGCUGCCUUCGCUGAAACUAUAUCUACUCAGCGCGAAGACCACCCGUCGACUCUUCUGGGGCGUUUCGGUAUUCGGCUCCACUGCUUCCACCGUGACGAGACCAUUUGGAGUGCACUCCUGUCUCUAGAAGCAAUGGAACUGUCCAUUGGAACCGCCUACACGGCCUCCAGCACGGAAUAUGCUGGUCUGACUUUGUUUGUGGCCAUUAUUUCUCUGUAUGCUGUCAUUGUUGCCGGUUAUCGUAUCUGGUUUCACCCACUCUCUCGAUUUCCUGGCCCACUGCUCGCCAGGGCGUUCUAUGGUUAUGAGUUCUGGUAUGACGUUGUUCGCAAAGGCCAGUUCACACGGAAAGUUGAACAGCUGCAUAAAUUAUACGGCCCCAUUGUACGGGUGAAUCCAGACGAGCUACAUUGCAAUGAUCCCGCUUUCAUCGAUAUAUUGUAUCGGACAGGAAAGGGAAGGCGAGACAAAUCUAGUCAUUAUUUAGCUGCAUUCCCCAGAGGUGUGCGCCUGGCCACCGUUGGCACAGCAAACCAUGAUGAGCAUAAGCAACGCCGAGUUCCUGUCGCAAAAUAUUUUUCCCGUUCCAGAAUAGCGAAACAUGAGGACAUAGUACACGAAAAAGCACAACUUCUUUGCGCCCGGCUGCUGGCCUGGGACGACAAUGCUCCCUUUGAACUAACCUCCGCCUACUCCUGCUUCACAACAGACACGCUGACCAGAUAUGCCUUUGGCCAUAGCCUAGAAAACCUCAAGAGGUCCGGCUGGAAGCCAACUUUCAAGGGCACUGUCGACAAGAUGACGGGUCUGUUUUACCUUAGUCGCCAUUUGCCAUUUCUAGCACAUCUGGCAGAAUAUUUACCGCUGAAUAUCUGCCGGUACAUCUCCACUGAUAUCACAGCGCUGUUGGAGCUGAUUCGUGUUAUUAUACCGCAACUUGUGUAUGAGAGUGUUGACACAGAGUCCGACAAGGUCGUUCACCCAAACAUUGUCGACGCGCUCCUCGAGUCAGACGGGCCCCCAAGAGAGAAGUCCAUUGAAAGACUCACUGGCGAGGCGGUCGCAGUAGUUCUAGGUGGCACGCACAGCAUAUCUACCGUCCUGUCGAUUGCCACAUUUCACCUCCUUCGAGAUACCGAGCGCCUGGACAGGCUGCGCAGAGAGCUGCGCAGCGUGGUACGAGACGAGACAGCAUUGCCGCGGUGGUCUACCCUGGAGCAACUACCGUACCUUAACGCGAUAAUUCAGGAAGCCUUACGUUUGAUGCACGGAGUUGCAAGCCGCAUAACGCUUGUCGCACCAGACGAGGACCUAGUUUACGUGGCAACCGAUGAUUCGUCACAUGUAAUUCCACGUAGCUCCUCGAUCGGCAUGUCGUCUUACAUGAUACAUAACGACUCGAAGCUUUAUCCGGAUCCGACAGCAUUUCUGCCGGAGCGAUGGUUGGACGAGAAUGGGACCCGGGAUCGGGAGCUCGACAAGUAUAUGAUGUCCUUCUCCAAAGGUCCCCGACAAUGUGUGGGCAUGCAGUGA